AUGCUGUGGUGGGGCAGCCAGGCGCUACGGCACUUCUCCACCAGCCGGGUUUAUUUAAAAAACAAGCUGAAGUUGGCACUUAUUGGCCAGAGCCUGUUUGGACAGGAAGUCUAUAGCCACCUCCUGAAAGAAGGCCACCGAGUAGUGGGAGUGUUCACAGUGCCAGACAAAGAUGGAAAGGCUGAUCCACUGGCUUUGGCCGCAGAGAAAGAUGGGACCCCUGUGUUCAAGUUCCCUCGAUGGAGAGUCAAGGGUAAAACCAUCAAGGAGGUAGCAGAAGCCUACCAGUCGGUGGGUGCUGAGCUCAACGUGCUUCCCUUCUGCACACAGUUCAUCCCCAUGGAUGUCAUCGACAGCCCAAAGCACGGCUCCAUCAUCUACCAUCCCUCACUCCUACCCAGGCACAGAGGAGCUUCUGCCAUCAACUGGACUCUAAUCAUGGGAGAUAAGAAAGCUGGCUUUUCUGUUUUCUGGGCAGAUGAUGGUUUAGAUACAGGACCCAUCCUUCUUCAGAGAUCAUGUAACAUCAAACCCAAUGACACAGUGGACACGCUUUAUAACCGGUUCCUUUUUCCUGAGGGGAUAAAGGCCAUGGUAGAAGCUGUCCAACUCAUAGCUGAUGGAAAAGCACCUCGCACUCCCCAGCCAGAAGAGGGUGCAACAUAUGAAGGCAUCCAGAAGAAGGAGAACGCAGAGAUUUCUUGGGACCAGCCUGCUGAAGUUUUGCAUAACUGGAUUCGAGGUCAUGAUAAGGUCCCUGGAGCCUGGGCAGAGAUAAAUGGACAGAUGGUGACUUUCUACAGCUCAUCCCUCUUGACAAGUUCUAUGCCUGCUGGAGAACCACUGGACAUUAGAGGUGCAAAGAAGCCUGGUCUUGUCACCAAAAACGGCCUUGUUCUUUUUGGGAAUGAUGGAAAAGCACUGAUGGUGAAAAACCUUCAGUUUGAGGACGGGAAGAUGAUUCCUGCCUCCCAGUACUUUUCCUCGGGGGAGACAUCAAUGGUAGAACUUACGGAGGAGGAGCUGAAGGUAGCAGAGACCAUUAAGGUCAUCUGGGCUCGAAUUUUAAGCAACGUUGCUAUGAUCGAGGACUCCACAGACUUCUUUAAAUCUGGAGCGAGCUCAAUGGAUGUUGUGAGGCUGGUGGAAGAGGUCAGACAGAAGUGUGGUGGGCUUCAGCUGCAGAAUGAAGAUGUCUACAUGGCCACCAAGUUUGGAGAUUUCAUCCAAAAGGUCGUGCGGAGGCUGAGAGGAGAGGACCAGGAGGCAGAGCCGGUGGUGGACUAUGUUUCCAAGGAGGUGAACGAGAUGACAGUGAAAAUCCCCUACCAGUGUUUCAUAAAUGGAGAGUUUGUGGAUGCCGAGGAUGGAGAGACUUACGACACCAUCAACCCCACAGACGGAACUACAAUAUGCAGAGUGUCCUACGCUUCUUUAGCGGAUGUUGACAGGGCAGUAGCCGCAGCCAAGGAUGCCUUUGAGAACGGCGAGUGGGGAAGGAUGAAUGCCAGAGACAGAGGAAGACUCAUGUACAGACUUGCUGAUCUAAUGGAAGAAAACCAGGAGGAGCUGGCAACCAUAGAAACACUGGAUUCUGGGGCUGUCUACACCCUGGCCCUGAAGACUCAUAUUGGAAUGUCUGUGCAGACAUUCAGAUACUUCGCAGGCUGGUGUGACAAAAUUCAGGGCUCUACAAUUCCAAUCAACCAAGCCCGACCAAAUUACAACCUGACCUUUACCAAGAAGGAGCCACUUGGCGCCUGCGCCAUUAUCAUCCCCUGGAACUACCCACUGAUGAUGCUGGCCUGGAAGAGUGCAGCAUGCCUGGCAGCAGGCAACAGUCUGGUGCUCAAGCCUGCGCAGGUCACACCCUUGACGGCUCUGAAGUUUGCAGAGUUGACCAUGAAAGCUGGAUUUCCAAAGGGGGUAAUCAACAUCAUUCCGGGCUCAGGGGGUGUGGCAGGACAGCGGCUCUCUCAGCACCCGGACAUCCGCAAGCUUGGCUUUACCGGCUCCACAUCUGUGGGCAAACAGAUCAUGAAAAGUUGUGCUGUGAGCAACCUGAAGAAAGUUUCCCUUGAGCUUGGUGGCAAAUCUCCACUGAUAAUCUUCAGUGACUGUGACCUUGGCAAGGCUGUACGGAUGCCGGUAUCCGUGUUUCCUUGGGUGAGAGUGGAGACCCCCUCUUCGGGGGUCCCUUACAUUUGGUUCCCUGACCGGGAACUUGGGUGA
Grammomys surdaster is the source of this 2232-nucleotide messenger RNA. RefSeq names its product aldehyde dehydrogenase 1 family member L2 (gene Aldh1l2). NCBI's taxonomy places the organism in Eukaryota, Metazoa, Chordata, Mammalia, Rodentia, Muridae. The record is from RefSeq and is a predicted model, not a curated record. The transcript is spliced from 19 exons. Gene Ontology annotation, molecular function: aldehyde dehydrogenase (NAD+) activity; formyltetrahydrofolate dehydrogenase activity. Gene Ontology annotation, biological process: biosynthetic process. Bases 1 to 2232 code for a protein of 743 amino acids.